This is a messenger RNA of Adineta steineri, 1446 nucleotides long. The record is from the annotation of a GenBank genome assembly. Lineage: Eukaryota; Metazoa; Rotifera; Eurotatoria; Adinetida; Adinetidae.
AUGGCAACAGCAGCAGCAACUGUUAAAGCACGAUGUGUCACAUGUGGAAAAGACAGAAAUACAGUUCGAUGUGAUGGAUGUUCUCAACCAUUUUGUUACAAUCAUCUGGGAGAUCAUCGACAAGAAUUAAGCAAACAAUUAGAUGAAAUUGAAGUCAAUCGGGAUCUUUUUCGACAAACUCUUACAGAACAAUCAGCUAAACCAGCAAAUUUAACAUUAAUAAAACAAAUCAAUCAGUGGGAACAAGAUUCAAUUGCUAAGAUUCGUCAAACAGCAAAUGAAGCUAGACAAACAAUACUACAACAUAACAUGAAAUAUCUGACUGAAACUGAAAUCAAAUUAAAUACUUUGACUAAACAACUACGAGAAAUUCGUGUAGAAAAUGAUUUUGUUGAAGCAGAUCUUCAACGAUGGAAAACACAAUUAACACAAAUGAAUAACGAAUUAGAUAAACCUUCAGACAUUACGAUUCAACAAAGUUUGACACCAUUAAUCACUACAAUUCGUGUUAAUGUAUCAGUCACACCGCAUUUACCAAAUCUUGGUAUGGAUAGAAAAUGGAUACAAAAGGGUAUCACAGUAGCUGGAGGCAGUGGACAAGGCAACAAAAAUAAUCAAUUAUCUAAGCCAUAUACCUUGUACAUCGAUGAAGAUGAAACUAUAUACAUUGUUGACUUUAAUAAUCAUCGUAUUGUAGAAUGGAAACGUGGUGCAUCAAAUGGUCAAAUAGUUGCUGGAGGAAAUGGAGCUGGAUACCAAGAUAAUCAACUGAAUCAUCCAACAAGUGUCAUAGUUGACAAGGUAAAUGAUUGUUUUAUUAUCUCGGAUAAUGGUAACCAAAGAGUGAUACGAUGGCCUCGUCAGAAUGGCACAAGUGGACAAACAAUCAUUUCGAACAUUGCUUGUAUUGGAUUAACAGUGGAUACCGAAGGACAUCUUUAUGUUUGUGACAACGAUAAACAUGAAGUGAGACGAUGGAAAGUGGGAGAUAAAGAUGGGAUAUUAGUAGCAGGUGGAAAUGGACAAGGAAAUCGGCUUGACCAACUGAACACACCUUGGAGCAUAUUUGUUGAUGGAGAGAAUUCAUUGUAUAUAUCAGAUCGUGAAAAUCAUCGUGUAAUGAAAUGGAUGAAAGAUGCAAAGGAAGGUAUUGUAGUCGCUGGUGGUGAAGGCGCAGGAAAUGGACUGACACAACUGUACUGUCCUCAAGGUGUGGUAGUCGAUCAAGUAGGCAAUGUUUAUGUAGUAGAUUCCGGUAAUUAUCGAAUAAUGCGUUGGUGUAAACAUGCUACACAAGGUAGUAUCAUUGUUGACGACAUUAGAUCAAGAGCAGAAGCAAAUCAACUACAAAAUCCUUUGGAUCUGUCAAUUGAUAGACAAGGGAAUCUUUACGUCCUCGAUUACGGCAAUCAUCGAUUACAAAACUUCAAUAUUGAUUCAACUUAA